Messenger RNA from Diversispora eburnea, 170 nucleotides. The record is from the annotation of a GenBank genome assembly. NCBI's taxonomy places the organism in Eukaryota, Fungi, Glomeromycota, Glomeromycetes, Diversisporales, Diversisporaceae.
UAACGGAACUAGUGUUAAAACACAUAUGUCUCAAAUUCAUACAUUAUCAGAUAUAGGUGAAGGCAAAAAACUUGGAGACAUGCCUGCCAAUCGAUAUCCGUCUAGCCGAACAGAACUUGAAAAUAAGCUUGUUUGUGCAAAUCGUGAUCGGGAAAUUGCUAUAGAAUGUG